Haemorhous mexicanus (house finch) is the source of this 1751-nucleotide messenger RNA. It is a transcript of the gene GINS2, whose product is annotated as GINS complex subunit 2. Gene Ontology annotation, cellular component: nucleus; GINS complex. The record is from RefSeq and is a predicted model, not a curated record. Gene Ontology annotation, biological process: DNA replication; double-strand break repair via break-induced replication. The coding region runs from base 68 to 625 and encodes 185 amino acids. Lineage: Eukaryota; Metazoa; Chordata; Aves; Passeriformes; Fringillidae. The transcript has 5 exons.
GCGCAGCCAAUAGGGAGCGAGGGCGGGCUCGGCCCCGGCCCGGUCCCGGUUUGGCUGCCCCGGGCCCAUGGAGCCGGCCGAGGUGGAGUUCCUGGCCGAGAAGGAGCUGGUGACGAUCGUGCCCAACUUCAGCCUUGACCGGAUUCACCUCAUUGGGGGAGAUCUGGGUCCCUUCAAUCCUGGUUUGCCAGUGGAAGUGCCUGUGUGGUUGGCCAUUAAUCUGAAGCAGAGGCAGAAGUGUCGGCUCAUUCCCCCAGAAUGGAUGGAUGUUGGGAAACUGGAGGAAAUCCGGGAUCAGGAGCGGAAAGAGGACACCUUCACUCCAAUGCCCAGUCCCUACUACAUGGAGCUCACCAAGCUGCUGCUGAACUAUGCCUCUGACAACAUCCCCAGGGCGGACGAGAUCCGGACGCUGGUGAAGGACACGUGGGACACGCGCAUGGCCAAGCUGCGCCUGUCCGCCGACAGCUUCGUGCGGCAGCAGGAGGCUCACGCCAAGCUGGAUAACUUAACCCUGAUGGAGAUCAACACCACUGGGACUUUCCUUACCCAGGCCUUGGAUCACAUGUACAAGCUCCGGACUAACCUCCAGCCUGGCGAGGGCUCCCACUCCCAGGAGUUCUGACAGGGAGCUGGGAAGGAGCUGCUUCAUCUGAGCCACCCCCACCUCCCUGCAGGGACCUGCCAGCCCUCAAAUGUCCCCUCAGGGCCAGGUGGGAAUUGCUCUAGAGCUGCUGGGGCAUCUCCAGAGCCUAGGUGCAGGGGCUUUCCCUCCCUCCCCCAGGGGUUUUUAUUCUCCCUCUUGGGGUUGUCCCCACCCCUUUUGGGGCACUUUUUCCCUCCCACCAUUUUUGUCACCCCCCCAAACCGACACCCAGAUUCCCCAAAACACAACUUUAUUCACAGCCCAGCCCUGUCCAUGUCCCCUCCCCACCCUACAGGGGGGUCCCAGUGUCACCUCCCGCCCCCGGGAGUCCCACUCUCCUGUCCCUCUCUCCUUCCCCUAUUUACAGCUCUGGGAUGUGGCACCGUGAGUGACACAGGACAUGGGGCGAGCUUGGGGACAUCAGCUCUGUGUCACUCUGUCCUGUCUGUGUGUCUUCCCCCUUGGAGUCACUCUGUCCUGUCCUUGUCCCGGUCCAGGUUCCCCCCACUCUCCCAGCACGAAGAGCAGGGCGAUGCCACUGUCCCCAUGUCCCCUCGGGGCACAAAGAGCAGGGCGAUGCCACUGUCCCCAUGUCCCCUCGGGGCUCCUCCUCGCCCCCUCGGGGUUGGAUGUGCCGGCUCGGUGAGCUCGGAGCUCCCGGAGCAGCUCUGGCCCCAGCGGCUGCAGCUGAGCGGCUUCUCCCCGGUGACUCUGGGCGGAUCUCUCGGGUUGUACUUCAGCGAGGGAACUUCUGAGGGCAGCACAGGCCACACACUGCCUUGAAAGCCAUAAAUUUCGAGGCGGUGCUUCCAUGGAUUUUCUCAGAGCCUUGGGGAAAAAAAAAAAAAAUAGAAAAAAGAGAAAGAAGAGAAGAUGUGCCGGCAAUGAGGUGUCUGCUGGGGAGAUCAGCUGGGAAGCAGAUCCAUCUGCUCUUUGGAGAAGGACAAAAGAAAAUGGUUUUCCCUCUCAGAUGCCAGGCUGUGGGGAAAUACCAGAAUAUCAACCAUCUUUAUUUUUGUAAUAUUUGGCGUUUUAAUCUGAAGCUGUCUGUAAUAAAAUUAAAAAAAAAAAAAAAGAUAAUAAAAAAAUAAUUGCAGCUGAAGAA